GUAAAACAGCAGUCCGCUUCUCACAAGCACACUCAAAGGCACCUCCAACCGCAACCAUGUCGUUCAAGAGCCCUUCCAGGAGUUUCUCCAGCUCAAGUCUGUCUGGCAGCAUGGGGUCGAGGGCCAGUCUGUUCGGGGCCAUUUCCCCGUCUGCCAUAGGGAACCUGGCGAACACACUGCGUCCGAUGGUGCAGAUCAACAGCAGCGCUUUUGCAGCAGCUGACGACAAAGAGACCAUGAAGGGCCUGAAUGACCGUCUGGCGGGGUAUCUGUCAAAGGUUCGACUCCUGGAGGACUCCAACAAUCAGCUGGAGGCGCAAAUCAAAGAGGCCCUGAUGAGAAAAGGAGCCGAGAGCGGCAGAGACUGGAGCGCCUAUGAGAAGAUCGUCGCGGAUCUGAGAAACCAGAUCCAGGAAAUGACUAUGGACAAUGCCAGACUUUUUCUGCAGAUAGACAAUGCGAGGCUGGCUGCCGACGAUUUCAAAAUCAAGUUUGAGUCGGAGCAGGCCAUGAGGCAAGGGGUGGAGCAGGAUCUGGCGCGUCUCCGUAAGAUGCUGGACGACACUUACAUGGGCCGCAUGCAGCUGGAGAGCCAGAUCGAGUCUAUGAGAGAAGAGCUGGCGUUCCUCAAGAAGAGCCACGACGAGGUACACGCCUUAAACACACCGUUCAGCACAGAUCAAACAGCAGCACCUCCAACCCAGGAGCGCUCGUUCUGGUGGUUCGUUUAUUGUGUGUUUGUGUGAGACUCGCUGUUGGAC
Molecule: messenger RNA, 761 nt
Organism: Puntigrus tetrazona (Sumatra barb)
Lineage: Eukaryota; Metazoa; Chordata; Actinopteri; Cypriniformes; Cyprinidae
Product: keratin, type I cytoskeletal 18-like
Exons: 4
Coding region: 57-746 (229 amino acids)
Molecular function (GO): structural molecule activity
Source: RefSeq, a predicted model, not a curated record